Paramormyrops kingsleyae is the source of this 2701-nucleotide messenger RNA. RefSeq names its product erythropoietin receptor (gene epor). Gene Ontology annotation, cellular component: membrane; external side of plasma membrane. The record is from RefSeq and is a predicted model, not a curated record. Gene Ontology annotation, molecular function: protein binding; cytokine receptor activity. Gene Ontology annotation, biological process: cytokine-mediated signaling pathway. Lineage: Eukaryota; Metazoa; Chordata; Actinopteri; Osteoglossiformes; Mormyridae.
ACAUGAAUGGCUCAAUAACUUUAAAACUAGACAAGACAGGCAUAUUUAGUGGAGUGUGUUUUUAUCAGUGGACUACAGAGAACAAUCCACACCUCUUCGAUUUUCAGAUUAUGUUUGUCUGUAAUAGUUAUUCCCGAUCUCAUGCUCACCAUUAUCAGCGCGCACUUGACUCUCUCACGUCUUAAUGCCGACACAACCCCACGCCCGCUGUAGUGGAAUGUUUUGAAACAACUUGGCCAUCUUAUCUCUUUGGCAGCACGCGCGUAACAACGCCACCCGUAUCUCACAGUCAGGUUGGCGUAAAAAGCGCAGGCAGACAGUAAAGACGUGCGUUUACUCCGCUAGUUAUGCAGCGCUACACAGACGAAUGUGAAUUCGUCCUGUAACUUGACAGAAAAUGACCAUGCUGAGAAAAACGCAGCAUUUCGGUUUGUUAAUAUUCUUCCUCAGUCAAAAAGCUUCCUUGGAAACGGUAGAUCGUCAUUUCGAGAGUAAAGUUGAUCUGUUGCUCAACGUGGAAACUGAGAAUCCGAAGUGUUUUGCGGAAGGUAUGCGGGACCUCACGUGCUUCUGGGAGGACGAAGAUGGGGGCAGCGCAGACCAGUACUCCUUCACGUACACAUACGAGAAUGAGAAGAGCAGUGAGUGUAAAGUGACGUCCCAACCAGCAGAGGGAGCCAAAACACGUUACUUCUGCCACCUUCCAAAAGUUCAGCAUUUCGGAGACCUUUAUCUGCGUGUGUUUCGGGAUGGAUUGCAGAUCUACAACCGCAGCCUUUUAAUAAACCUUCUCUUUUGGCUGGAUCCCCCAGCCAACCUGACUGUGACUCAGACUGGGAAGCUGGGCCAGCUGAAGGUGACCUGGCUGCCGCCCCCCCUCAAGUACAUGGAAAACAGCAUGAUGUACGAAGUCAGAUACACAGCAGGAAGUACCUGGAAGGAGAAGGUGGUCCGUGAAUCCACUGAGAUCACACUGCAAGGCCUACAGGUCAAUACCAAGUACAAGGUCCAGGUUCGAGUCAAGCCUGAUGGCCUGACAUAUGAUGGAUUUUGGAGUUCCUGGACACUGCCGGUGUCCAUGACAACAGCCCCCAAAGAUGUGGACCCACUGAUCCUGGCCCUGUGCCUCAUCAUCACCUUUGUCCUCGUUCUGCUGUCCCUCACCGCACUCGUGUCUCACCGGAGUUCUCUGCAGAAGAAGAUGUGGCCUCUUAUUCCCAGUCCGGAAAACAAAUUCCCAGGGCUCUUCACCGUCUACGGAGGUGACUUCCAGGAGUGGUUGGGCCACAGCGGUGGGGGCUUACGGCCGAGUCCUGCCUUCUUCUUCUUUGAGGAGCUCCCAGCUAUGCUGGAGGUGCUAUCAGAGGCUACCCCGGUCCCUCCUCGCUCGGUGGAAUCCAGGGCCUGUAAUCUGCCAGAGUCAGGAUGCAAAGAAAACGAGGAGGACCUGCAGAACGCAGAGUCUGGGCAGGAGGGGUGGCAGCCGACCCCGCCUGCACACUGGCUGAUGAAGCACUUCCAAACCCUGCAGCAGGGACCCUCCCCAUUUUCCUGGUCCACACAACUGGAAUCUAAGGACUCCUACGUGACCCUCGACCACAGCUUCCAGCCCAAACCCCAAGAGACACCGAUGGAUGAUAUAUCUGAGGAAUCUGCACCUUUGCGAGUUCUUUUCACGUCGGCAGAAAUCUCGGCAUCCCAUUCGGAUCUGGGCUCCCUCCCGCAGAGCUCCAGAUCAGGCAGACUCUCCUCCGAGUCCAGCCUUGAGUACCCUCACAGCAUCUGGCCGCCUAAGGGCAUCAGUUACGCCUCCCUGACUCUUGCCGAUUCGGGCGUCUCCGUGGACUACAGCCCCAUGAAUUCCAUCAGAACUGCAGCUGGUGGCAUAGGAGGCUUCUAUAAUAAUGACUACAAGAACGAAAUCCCAAAGCCAAACGAGCCUCUCUCUGGAUGUCCAAUCUACUCCGCCUGCUGACUGUGAAAACAGUUUUCCUCCAGCCUAGAAUGGCAAGCUUCCGUUUUUAAAUUAGCGUCACAUGGGCUUUUUAUGCACAUAUAGCUCAUAACUGGUUCUCUCCCAACAUUGUAUGUAAGGCAGCCGAUCUUGGGAAGUAAUUACUGUUUGUGUUAAUAUAUACAUCUUGCCCAGGAUGUACCCCAGCCCUCCAGCCUGCGAUGCCUGGAACAGCCUCCAGGCCAUCUUGCAACCCUGACCAGGAUACCUGGUUAGAAGAUGGAUGUUAAUGUAUACAGAAUUUAAAUAAUGUUUUUAAACACUUAAACUGGAUAAUAGAGCUAAUUAAUCAUUAGAAAUCAUUCUCUGUUGCAGCCUGGAGCCAUUUUAAAACACUAAGCCCCUGUCAUUGGAUUUCAUAUCCAUUUAAAACUGGGAAAAGAAUUUUCUUACAGGAUGAAAUUAAAUGUUUGAAAGUUUUGGCUAGGCUCGAAAAAUGGCACCUGCGUGUGAAAUUGCUUCAUGUUCUGACACGGCAGCCAUCUAUGAUUUUGUAUAUUUUACAGAAGCAUCUUUCCCUAAUUGAUCAUUUCUGUACAGUGAAUUAAUCAAACAUUCCUUAAAUACCCGUUUACAGCACACUUUACUUGUCAUACAACUGUUUCUAUAAAAUUUGAGAAUCUAUUGUAAAUAACAAAAAGCAAUUUAUAACCAUUUUUUACUACGAAAAUAUAUUUUCUUAUAUAA